AUGUCUCGUGUCAAAAGAAUUGCUAAAGAGUUAGAAGAAUGUCGUCAAGAUACCCAGUCUGGUGUUUCUUUGAAUUUAAAUAAUGAAAAUGAUUUGACUCAUUUGACAGGAUAUUUUAAAGGUCCACCAGGCACACCGUAUGAAGGUGGAUUAUUUCAAGUUGCUAUUGAUAUCCCACAAGAAUAUCCAUUUAAACCCCCACAAAUGAAAUUUAUUACCAAGAUUUAUCAUCCUAAUAUUUCAUCGGUUACAGGGGCUAUAUGUUUAGAUAUUUUAAAAGAUGCUUGGACACCAAUUUUGACCUUGAAAUCAAGUUUGAUUUCAUUACAAAGUUUAUUACAGUCACCUGAGCCAAGUGAUCCACAAGAUGCUGAAGUUGCUAAACAUUAUUUAAGCAAUAAAUCAGGGUUUGAAGAAACAGCUGCGUAUUGGACGAAAAUCUAUGCCAGUGAUGGUGCUGAUGGUGGUAGUAAUAAUGGUGGGGCCAAAUUGAGUGAUUCAGCCUUAUAUGGAAUUGAUGAUGAAAUUGUUAGCCAAUAUGAAAGUAUGGGGUUCCCUAGAGAUAAGACCAUUGAAGUGUUAAGAAGAAUGGGGAUCAAAAGUUUCAAAGGAGUAGGGAAUAAAAGCGAAUUGGAAAAUAAAAUCUUGGAAGAAUUAUUACGAGAAUGUCAAUGA
Molecule: messenger RNA, 675 nt
Organism: Candida dubliniensis CD36
Lineage: Eukaryota; Fungi; Ascomycota; Pichiomycetes; Serinales; Debaryomycetaceae
Product: E2 ubiquitin-conjugating protein
Exons: 1
Coding region: 1-675 (224 amino acids)
Molecular function (GO): protein binding
Source: RefSeq, a predicted model, not a curated record